ACUCCUGUCUCCCUUUUUUUCUUUGUUCUCUUCAUUUUCUCUGUUUUCCCCCCCGCUGUGCUCUCACCAGUGGCUCAGUGUUCCCCCGCGCUGGGAUGUGGAGCCCACUACGAGUUCGUGAUCGAGGAGUUCUGCCUGACCAGAUUCAGGCUAGACAUGCAGGAACUGGACCAGAGUCAGUGGUGUAGCUGGGAGGACACAGCCAAAUUCUAUGAAGAGCUAACGAACUGCACAUACCUGUUGGCAUCGAACAUGAACUGCUACUGGCCCAAUCGAAUGGUGGACGAGUUCUUCAUCCAGGUUCACAGGCGCUACUUCCAUAACUGCUCAAUGUCUGGACGACGACUCAGGGACCCUCCAAACCGCAUCUUGGGUCCUUUCAUUGUGGUUCCCAUCCUGGUCACCGUCCUCAUGACGGCCCUGGUGGUGUGGAGGAGCAAGCGCAGCGAGGGGAUUGUUUAAUAAAGGGAACAAUCAAGGGCUGGCGUUACAAGUCAAAACAUGCUUUUCACCCCCGCGGUAACAACAGUGUCAGUGUUGGGGAAAGGGUUAUGUUAGAAGGAAAAAGAUGAACUCCAGGCCCUAAAAACAGGUUCCACUUCUGUGAAGACAUUAACGUCCAUUACAUGUUUGUUUCAUCUUCAAAGAUUGGAGUCAUUUCUUGGGUUUACAGAGCACCUUUUGCUGCAAUGUUCACUUGAAUCUGGACCAGAAAACUGACUGGUGAUAGUAUAUUGUACAUAAAACUGUUUUGUUCUGUCAGAAACUGCUCAAAAGGAUGCUGGAUGUGAUUGUACAAAAAUUAAACAAGUGCUUUCAACAACAAAGGAACAGACGACUAAAAGCUCUGACAGGAAACCCACAAAUAUUCUCGUCCUUACAUGUAUGCAUACACUGUACCUAAACUAUACGUAGGAUGUACAGCUUUGUGAUUAUUGUGUCAUGAUUUUGUUGCAUUUAAUGUAUUUUAUCUACACUACCAGUUCUCCCCAAGUCAAGGGUGUAAGUUCAGGAAACGGGAAGCACGUUUUGGAAAAGAUUGUCGAACUCCAGCUUACUUUUUAAGAACUUGCACAUAUAUAGCCAUGAAAAUGAAAGUAGGUUAAACAGUGGGCAGAUGAUAUUGUAAAACAUAACUCCAGAUAAAAAGAAGAUUCAAAGCAGUGGGUAACUUUAAGUUAGCCAACGCACAACGCUCCUGAGCAUCGUCAUCGCCCAAAGCAGUUUGUGAAUCAUGAACCUUGGGUUUCUAUUGAUUUAUGAUCUCUCAGUGUAGUAGAGUGUGCCGCGUGAACUAGUCCUCCAUUGAUAUUGUCAAAUGCUCUUUUUCCUUUAUAAAUCCAUUGACCUGUAACCUGCCUGUCAGCAAAACACACUUUGAGAUACACCCACAGUUUGUAGUUUGUGCCAAAACCUCAUGAAGAAAAAAGAGGGAGAGCCAUGUUUGUUAUGAAACGAAUAUAUAUAACGACUUCUGUUGGAAUGACUUUCACUGAUUGAUUCUGAAAUCUGUGAUUGUGAAGAGAUUUUCAAUAAAAUGUCUGAAUGAUGUGUUGAA
Messenger RNA from Poecilia latipinna (sailfin molly), 1558 nucleotides. It is a transcript of the gene ramp1, whose product is annotated as receptor activity modifying protein 1. Gene Ontology annotation, cellular component: membrane; cell surface; signaling receptor complex. Gene Ontology annotation, biological process: regulation of G protein-coupled receptor signaling pathway; cellular response to hormone stimulus; protein localization to plasma membrane. The record is from RefSeq and is a predicted model, not a curated record. The transcript has 2 exons. Lineage: Eukaryota; Metazoa; Chordata; Actinopteri; Cyprinodontiformes; Poeciliidae. Gene Ontology annotation, molecular function: coreceptor activity. The annotation marks the transcript as partial.